AUGUCGGACUGUUUUGAUUACAGUAGCGAUGAUACCGAACAUGAUGAUCAUUACGGCGACGAAGCAUUCGACAAUAAUCAAUAUCAUGAAGACGAUUUCUAUAAUUUGGAUGAUCAAUACAGCGGAAGAAUUCAAUUAUCUGAUAAUGCUAGUGAAGGUACAAAUCGAACUGAUUCUGAGGAAUCAUUCAAUAGUAGUGUGGUUGACUCGCCUGGUGGGAAAACCAAGUUGUGGAAACCUAUUGUUCCUAAAGAAUUUAUGCCAGAUGUAGAUGCUACUUAUCAAUCAUUAGAGGAGGCAGUUGAAAUGUAUAAAUUAUAUGCAGAUAAAGCAGGUUUCAGUGGAAUUUCUGAAAAACACUGA
This is a messenger RNA of Lactuca virosa, 363 nucleotides long. Lineage: Eukaryota; Viridiplantae; Streptophyta; Magnoliopsida; Asterales; Asteraceae. The record is from the annotation of a GenBank genome assembly.